Messenger RNA from Lolium perenne, 1893 nucleotides. RefSeq names its product pentatricopeptide repeat-containing protein At5g66520. The record is from RefSeq and is a predicted model, not a curated record. Lineage: Eukaryota; Viridiplantae; Streptophyta; Magnoliopsida; Poales; Poaceae. Gene Ontology annotation, biological process: RNA modification. Gene Ontology annotation, molecular function: zinc ion binding; RNA binding; protein binding.
CCUCGAGCGCGUGGCGUUACCUGUGAGUGAGGGAAACCGGAAACAUAAUGCUCCGUCAUGAGAUGGCCGCCGUCGGGCGCUACGCGGAGCUCCUCGCGCGGUGCCGCGGCGGGGACGCGCGGCCGAUCGCGCGGAUCCAGGCGGCGCUCAUCACGUCGGGCCUGCUCCGGCGCAGCGUGGAGCUCCACGACGCGCUCAUCCGGGCGCUCGCCAGCUCCGGCCGGCCGCACGCCGCGCUGCCGCUCUACGCGCACCUCCUCCGCGCGGGGCUCCGCCCCACCCCGCACACGCUCCCCUCCCUCCUCAAGUCGCUCGCGCUCUCCCCCGCCGUCCCCGGCGCGCGCCGCCUCGCGCUCGCCGUCCACGCGCACGCCCUCAGGCUCGGCCUCACGGGCUUCCUCCUCGUCAACAACGCGCUCAUCCGCGUCCACGCGGGCCUCCUCGACCGCCUACCCGACGCGCACCUUCUCCUGCGCACCUCCGCCUCCGUCGACGCCUCCACCUUCAACACGCUCAUCACGGCGCACGCCAGGGCCGGGCGGGUCGCCGACGCGCGCUCGCUGUUCGACGAAAUGCCCACCAGGAACGUCGUGUCGUGGAGCGCCAUGGUGAACGCCUACGUGCAGGCGGGUGAUGGGAGGGAGGCGCUCCUUGUCUUCUCUCGGAUGCAGGACCAAGGUGUCUCCCCGGACGACACGGUUCUCGUUGGGGUGCUCGCUGCCUGUGCGCAGCUGGGGGCUCUGGAGCAGGGCAAGUGGGUGCAUGGUUACCUCAAAGCUACCUCUACUAGGAUCACCGUGUUUCUGGGCACUGCACUGGUUGAUAUGUACGCCAAAUGCGGUGAGGUGCAGCUCGGAAUGGAGGUGUUUGAGGGAAUGAAGGACAAGAACGUGCUCACCUGGACUACUAUGAUAAAGGGCCUGGCGAUGCACGGCCGAGGCUCGGAUUCACUGAGGCUCUUCUCCCGGAUGGAGAGCUUAGGUGUUAAGCCGGAUGACAUCGCCUUCAUUGGUGCGUUGUGCGCGUGCACGCACACCGGAUUGGUUGACAAGGGCAGGGAGCUUUUCGAUUCCAUGUUGAACAGGUACGGCAUUAAACCCAAGAUUGAGCAUUAUGGAUGCAUGGUAGACCUCCUGGCACGGAAUGGAUUGCUCAGCGAGGCCAGAGACAUGGUUCACAAAAUGCCCAUGAAACCUGAUGCCUUAAUCUGGGGAGCUCUAAUGGCUGGCUGCAGGUUUCACAAGAAUGUAGAGCUGGCCGAGUAUGUUAUAAAGCAUUGGAUUGAAUUGGAGCCCCACAAAAGUGGUGCUUAUGUGCUUUUAGCUAACAUAUACUCUGCCUCUGGUAGGCAUGCUUCUGCCAAGGAAAUCAGGUACGUAAUGCGUGACAAGGGGGUUGAGAAGAUACCUGGAUGUAGCAAUGUGGAGAUUAAGGGAGUUGUCCAUCAAUUCAUUGCUGGAGAUCUGUCUCAUCCCUGCAUCAAAGAUAUUUUGACCAAGUGGUAUGAGAUUGAUACUAGGAUAAGGUUGGAGGAAGGUUAUAUCCCUGACAGGAAAGAAGUUUUGCUUGACAUUGAAGAAGAAGAGAAGGAAGGUGCUCUCAGCCGCCACAGUGAGAAGCUGGCCAUCGCAUUUGCUUUGAUUAGUACAAGUGAUAAUACGCCCAUUCGGAUUGUCAAGAACCUCAGAGUCUGCCAAGAUUGCCAUCAUGUCACAAAACUUAUAUCCAAAGUAUACGGGAGAGAAAUUAUUGUCAGAGAUCGAGCUCGUUUCCAUUUGUUCAAAGAUGGCACCUGUUCAUGCAAGGACUAUUGGUAGUAACUAGCAAACUGUGUACUAACAGCUGUACCUGUCUCAUUAUCGAGCAUGGACUAUUCAGCCCAGAAAAAUAUGU